UUUACCAAAUAUUAUCAGAGUCUUCGAGACCCUGAGUUGUCAGUCACUAUGGUUACCGCGGCCAUGCUGAGUAUCGCGAUGGGUACGGUUGCCUUGGUACCUCUCGAUAUAUUUUUAGUAUCCAAUACCGUGGAUCGACAUACUGGAUUGAAAAAGACAUGGGCGGACGAAGAUACAAUUUAUUGGAUGACAUUAGCAGUCCAAGUGUUGUAUUAUGUAUUCUUUGGCUUGAUACUUGUAUUUAGUUUCUUUAUUAUACCCUUUUCUUAUAUUUACUAUGAAAGUGGAAGAAGGGCAAAGGCACUCAAGUACAGCUUCUUUUUUGGGAUGACGGGCAUCUUACUAUAUUUGUUUGGAUUGUUCUUAAAACCCACCAUUUUACCUCCGCAUAUUGAUUUGGAAUGGUUCAAGAAUCUACUGAUGGAAAGCAACGGUGCUAAAGCAUUUUGGUUCGUUGUCGGCUGUUUGUUUAUACCCGGCAUGUUGAUUUUCAUUGUUUAUACGGCACCGGGUUUAUCACUUGUACCAUUUAAACUUAUCAGAGCAAGAAGAAAAAUUGACGCGCGACAUGAUGAGAUGAAUCAAAGAUUGAUCAAGGUCCGAGAGCAGCAAAAGAUGAUUGAGCAGAAAUAUGCCGGAUCCAAUGCAGCGCUGAGUGCACAUGAUUACACCGCAUUAGAGAAUUUGAAUGAUGAGGAAAGGAUUCUUUUGCGUCAAUUAACUGUGAUUGAACAAGAGGAACACGGUUUCCUACAGAGGAUAUUAAAAGUAAUGAGGCCAUUUGAGGCAAGUAAGAACCAGAAACCAUGCGAGUUACAUAGUAUGCUGAUUGGAGUAAUAAUGUUACUAUUUACAAUAUUGAUGGUUGCGUCAAUAUUUGUUACCAUUAUUGACAAGGUCACAUUUUCUGUUUGUGGGCCAAAAUGUGGUUACAUUAUAGGACAGACGGAUUUGUUUAACCCAAUCGAUUUUAUCAUGAUUGAGCUACAAAAGCUAUUCCCACUCGAUUAUGUACUCAUGAUAGCCAUCAUGAUUCACUUUUACAUGUCCACCAUGAUAGGUUUGACUUAUAUCGGUGUCAAGUUUCUUUGGGUGACGCUUUACAGAAUCAAGAAAAAGUCCACUGCGCCUCAAGGGCUAUUCUGUGUCGCCAUCUUAUUGACAUUUAGUUUGUUGGCACUGACAUACUCUAUCACAUCAGUCAUCACACCUGGUUACACACAUUUCGGCAGUAAUAUAUUUAGAAAUGCCAAGGAGCUUAUAACUUAUCAUUGGGUUCUAGAAAUAUGUACCCCUACCGUUACUUCAACCAUCCUAGAUCGCAUCACGCUCAAUACUCCUAUAUUUGGAUUGAUAUUUUAUUAUGCUCAGUGGAUAUUUUUGGUCACUUUCAUUUUAGGAUUUUUUAUAGCCUUAUUUAGGUCACCUCAGCAUGAAAAUGAAGAAGAAGAAGGUCUAUUAGACCAUGAUCACCGUCACCGUCAAGAAUAA
This is a messenger RNA of Rhizopus microsporus ATCC 52813, 1491 nucleotides long. RefSeq lists its product as uncharacterized. Gene Ontology annotation, biological process: protein localization to vacuole. The record is from RefSeq and is a predicted model, not a curated record. Lineage: Eukaryota; Fungi; Mucoromycota; Mucoromycetes; Mucorales; Rhizopodaceae. Gene Ontology annotation, cellular component: vacuolar membrane. The annotation marks the transcript as partial. The transcript has 9 exons.